Molecule: messenger RNA, 414 nt
Organism: Closterium sp. Naga37s-1
Lineage: Eukaryota; Viridiplantae; Streptophyta; Zygnematophyceae; Desmidiales; Closteriaceae
Source: the annotation of a GenBank genome assembly
AUGGCUGAAGGCCAGCAGCUGGCUAUAGCCCAGGACGGCACCACCACGCUCAUCACUCGGUGUCAUGCCAGGUCCCACCUCUUCCCACAUCCCUUAUCCCCCCUUCCCUCCCCAUCCUCCCUCCCUCUGCAGGCCAUAGCGCAGGACAACAGCAGCACGCUCAUCAUUCGAGACGGCCACUAUGGCUUCGAACCAUGCCGGGGGAAGCGCAGCAACUGGCCCAACCUGCGAGUCGACUACAUCGCAUCCAACGAGUCGGCCAUCCUCUUCCGCCCCGAGCUGAGGGAACUAGCAGCCAACAUGUCUCAAUCUAUGAAUGCGGGGGAUUACGAUGCCGUGCGAGUGAGGAGAGGAGACAAGCUCAACACUGAAAUGUGGCCGCACGUGGCAAACGACACGAGCCCUCCCUCGUAA